Budorcas taxicolor (takin) is the source of this 4108-nucleotide messenger RNA. RefSeq names its product family with sequence similarity 110 member C (gene FAM110C). Lineage: Eukaryota; Metazoa; Chordata; Mammalia; Artiodactyla; Bovidae. Gene Ontology annotation, biological process: positive regulation of cell migration; regulation of cell projection assembly. The coding region runs from base 1 to 909 and encodes 302 amino acids. The record is from RefSeq and is a predicted model, not a curated record. Gene Ontology annotation, molecular function: alpha-tubulin binding. Gene Ontology annotation, cellular component: cell cortex. The transcript has 2 exons.
AUGCGCGCUCUGGACGCGCCCGGGAGCGCGCGGCUCUGGUCUCGAGGCUCCGCGCCCCCCGCGGCCCCGGACGCGGCGGGGCCGCCUCGCAGGAGCGCGGUGGAGAGGCUGGCGGCCGACCGCGCCAAGUACGUGCGCGGCCCGCCCGGGGCCGGCCCAGGCCCGGCUGGCGGGGGCCGCAGCCCCGAGGCGACCGGAGGGCAGGCGUGCGUCCCGGGGCCCGGGGAGCGCAGGGCUAUAGCGCGGAAGCCGCUGAGGCCGGACUCGCUGGUCAUCUACCGUCAGAGGUGCGAGCUCGCCCGCGCGUCGGGAGCCGACAGCCCCAGGGCAAGCCUGGUGAAGAAGUUCUUCCAGGGGCCGAGCAAGGACAAGACGCCCGAGCCGCCCGGCGCUGCCCGGGUGGGAGCGGAGUGGGGGGUCAGGGCCCAGGGGGCCGCCCGGGCCGAGCCUGGCCCCUCCACGCCCCCCGCGCCCGCCGGGCCCGUCGGGCCGCCCCCCGGGGUCUCGGCUGCGCCCCGCGGCGCGGAGCUGCUGGGGGCGAGGCGCCGGGGGCUGCAGCGCUCGCAGUCGGACCUCAGCUCGCGCUGCUCCGCGUCCUUGGCCGAAUCGGACACUUUCUUCCGGUACUGCGGCCUGGAGCCCGACGUGGUGGAGGCGCUCGGGCGGGAGAACUUCUCGGCUGAGUCGGACCGCGGCGCCCUCAAGGUCCGCAGCGUGAGCGUGGCCACCUCCGACAGCGGCUUCUCCCGGCGCAGCGGGGACGCCGAGGGGCUGCAGGAGGAGGAGCUGGCGGAGCAGGUGCCCCGCGCCACCUCGGUGGUCGAGAGGAACGCGCGCAUCAUCAAGUGGCUGUACACCUGCAAGAAGGCCACGCAGGCGCCCGGGCAGGGGCCGCAGGGCCCCGCGUGACAGCCCUCAGGAGACCCCGGCCGAGGAAGCAAGCCUUCUGGACGACGGGGACUCCUUGCAGUAUGUCUGGAUGGCUGGGACCCCAGGCCCAUCUUCACUGCCAGGUUUUGUCUAGAGUACCCAAGUAUCCAUGUAAUUGCUCUUUUCCCAGGAAUGAAACACACCACUGAAGAAGCUUGUCAUUUCAGAAGGUUUGAAAGGCUGUGGAGAAGGUGGGAACACAGAACUUGGAAAUUAGCUGAAUUUUAACUGUUAAGACACAGCUGAAGCUCUGGAAAAUAUUUUCUUGUGUUAGGUGGAUCUAUUUUUGCUUCCAGAGGGCAGCAGAAGAAGGAAAAGCUGCUUGGAAAUAUUUUCAAGGGCAUCUUUUUGAGUGGCUUGCUGACAAAUAGGUACCAUGAUGCAUUUUAAUGAUAAUUAAUUUUGAAAAGAAAACAGGCAAAGAGCAUGAAAUUCAAACACGAAUGCCGUGGUGUUUACUGCUUUCAGCCAUGCUGGACAGAUUGGCACCGUUUAAAUCAAAGUUCUGUGAUCAUGAGAAGAUGUAUUCUACACAAAUACUGUGGCUAACAAAGAGCAAACACGUGCUCACACUUGCACACUCACACAUAGACCUCCCUGUCUAAGCACAGUGGAUUCCCAGCUGUGCAGUUGAUCAUCUUUCGAGUGAGAGCUGCAGGGUCACUGUGAGUGCCACUCCUGUUGGGCUAUGGACAUGCAGUGGUAACAGAAAAAGAUAAAGAGUUGAAAUGCUGCUAGGAAACCUUUUUGUGUACCUGGACAGUUUCUUGAGAGUUGGCAGAACACUGAAGCAUCCUUCCUUCAAAUCUGUGUCAGUGGUUCUCUUCUGCGGCACCGUGUCGGAUACGCCUCCUUGGUUCUCUUGUCCCCAACUUCCAAAAAGGAUAAAAAAGACCUCUGUUAGGCAGAACAUGGACUCAUGACAUGUGAAAUGCCCUACAUUUUGGUCUAAUUCGCACCCUCAUCUAUCAUGCAAUCAUUCCAAAUUUGGCAGCAGUUCGCUCUGUCUGAAUAGGAUGUUUGAAACAAGGGCCCCUUGGGCAGCUGGGAGACUGUCGGGUUGGAGUGUGACUGGUAAGGAGUUACUCUGACCCUAAACCUGUCCUGGCUCAUGACACUCAGAGUAAAUAAAUUUCAAGUUCAGAACCUUCGGAGAGAAAUUUGUGUAUCCAUGAAAACAACCCAAGACAACCUGUCACCCAGUCAAAGCUUACAUGUUUCAUCAAAAUAUAUCUAAGAAUAUAAUUAUUAGAACAGGGAGGGAAGAGAAAUAGGUUUCUCAAAAGUAAAAUAUUUGUUAAACCAAUUUUGAUAUAUUCAUGCAUCUGUUUAAUACUGUAUUCUAUUUUUGUAACUUUUGCUGUGAGAAUAGGGCCUAGAGUUAAAUACGUAUUUUCACAUAAGUAUCGGUCUUCAGAUAGUUUUCCGACAUUUCAUGUGGUUUUGGCUUUACCAGUGUAAUUUUAGCCAUGCUGCCCUGGGUUAUCGCUCUGUCUGUUCUUUAAGUGACUUCAUCUGACUGUCAGUGGCAUGCUCGGGGCUUCUGCGCUCAGUACUGUAGGGACUUGCUUGUCAGUAAGUCACGGCUGUGGAUUUGGGGAGGGUGCCUCUUCAGUGUAGACUCUAUAAAGACAAAGAUGCCCUGCUCUGAGAAAAUUUUCCCUGUUUUUUUUUUUUUUUUUUUUAAUGCUGCUAUUUUGCUAUUUAUUAUCCACUGGAUUGUACUUAAUUUAAAAGAAAAUGUCAAAGAUGAGAAUUUUCUCUAAAGGAUCUUUUUGUAUUUGGAGUUUCCCUGUUUGCAGAUUCCAUUAAUUUUCUAUGUGAAUGCUUUAAGUGAAAUUGUUACGUGCCUUUCUACUGUCAGAAUAGGAUAAAGUGUAUCCUAGGUCAGAUUUACCUGAGAUGAAAAUGAUGUGGACUCUGCCGUUCACGUGGGCUUGCCUGCUGGCCCAGUAGUAAAGAACUUGCCUGCAGUGCCGGAGAUGCAGGAGACGCGGGUCCAACCCCUGGGUCCUGGAGAUCCCUUGGAGGAAGGCAUGGCAACCCACUCCAGUACUCUUGCCUAGAGGAUCCCAUUAGCAGAGAAGCCUGGCAGGCUGCAGUCCAUAGGGUCGCACAGAGUCAGACGUGACGCAGGAACAGCUACCAACCACCCAAGUGACAGAUGAGAAGCAGGAGAGCAAGUUGGUCACUGUUUAAAAGCUCUGAGGUCUUCCAGAAGCAUUUGUGUGUGAGUGACAGUGACUCUAGGAAGUGAAUGUCAGGGUGUGUGAGGCAGGAACAGGGUGUCCCCAGACCCCAGCGGGAUCAGGUUAACACUCCCUCUUGUGUGUCUGGAUUCAGGCCUCAGCUCAGGGCCUGAGUGUGUGGCUGGAGGUGGGAAAUCCUUUCCUAAAUCAGAAUUAACCCAAAUUGCUAAGUGACUGAGAAAAUCAGACUGUAGCUCAGUCUGAAUAAAAAAGUUUAUAAUUGGUUUCACAAAGAAGAACAAUAGGUAUUGCUGCAAAAUAGUCUCAUUUGUUCAGGAAAGAAUAGCAUAUUAGGUAACAGGAUCAAGUACAAUGGAAAGGAAAAGUUAUUAAAAAAUUAUUGAUAAAACCUGGAAAAUAGCUUGACCGUAUCUAGUUCUUUAAUAUGUGGAUACAGAUUACCAGUGCCUCAGACUUAAAGGUAGUUAUGUGACUGAAAGGUAGUUAUAUAACUGAAGUUUCCUUAUUAUGCAUAUAGUUUUUAAACUGCUGGUCACUGAUGCUGGAAUAAAAAGCAGGCUUUAUCAAGCGUUGGCCUUUUCAGUGGGUUAAAGGGCAUUGCUAGUUAUUGUUGGUGAUGCCAUGAAAUGUCAGGCCCAGACAAUUGCAAUGGCAUUCUAAAUAUUCUUUUUUUACACACUACUUGCAACAUGAGUGCAAUAUUGUAUAUUCUGUAUCAGAGAAAUAAACUAUUUUUUUCCUUUUUAAUAUAGCUUUGUGAAUUUGUACAAUAUGAAAAAAUUGAAGCAAGGCUAUGGUUAUUAUAAUUACUCAUAUCUUUUGCUUUCUCCGUCCUAAAUAUUACAGCAGAUUAUCAGCCAAAAUGAAGAGUGCAUUCUAAAACCUGAACUAGGAGAAUCCCGUGGAAUCUGAAGUCUCCAGUUCUCCCCGGAGCUGGAAUAUAAUAAAAUCAGUUUGGAUAUUUAGUA